UUGGGGUCACGUCUUUAAUGGCCUCUGCAUAUGGUGUACGCUUUAACGGACGCAGAAUUUCGAAAACAAUAAAAUGUAUUGAAUAUAUACAAGUUUAAGGAAAACGUAAAACUAAAAACGGGACUAAAGGAAUGAAAAGCGGCCUCUGACAGAUGGUUGUCCUGAUUGGCUCUGUGCGCAGAGGUCCCCACGGAGUCGCGCAGCGCGUCACAAUGGUGACAGAAAGGCAAAGGGGCGGCAACGGGACGCGCAGCUCCUCCUUAAAUACAGGACCCUCGCACUCCGGAGAACAUUCUGCUUUGAGCCUCCGGUUGUAAGAGAUUUGAAAACAUGACACCUAACAUUGCUUCCCAAACGCCGCUGUCCUCCUACGCGCCAAAAAUGAGCCUUGCCAAAAGGAAAGAAGCCAGCGAAAUGAGAAAGGUAGGAUUGUUUGACAAUUCGUCUGUGGCGGCAGAGCUCGAUUAUACAACCUGCGUGCAUCUAGUCGAGCUUGGGGUGUUCAUUUCUGUUAAUUCUUUUUCUUUUGCACUUCAGACACUGAAGCCUCUUAUGGAGAAGCGAAGAAGGGCACGAAUCAACGAGAGCCUUAAUCAGCUCAAGACGCUCAUUUUGCCGCUGGUUGGAAAGGAUACUUCAAGAUAUUCAAAGCUUGAAAAAGCGGACAUCCUGGAAAUGACCGUGAGAUUCCUGAAGAAUCUUCCGACUAAACCCAUUCAAAAUCCAACAGAAAGCUACACCGAUGGUUACAGAGCUUGCCUGCAGCGCGUUUCCAGUCUUCUUCCAAAAACCGACCUGUUGGACAAAGAAACCUGCUGCCGUCUCGUACAGUUCAUACAGACCAACAUGGCAACCUCAAGCACCUGCCAGAACUGCCAGGGACAAAGUGCCAGAGUUCCGAACGUCUUGCCAGUCUAUCCAGUAAGGCACUCUAGCACCGAGAGCUCCCCCAGUUCAAGUAGGAACGGCGCGAGCAGAACGCCCCCUGCAGUUCAGCCCCCGAACUACCAUGUGUGGAGACCUUGGUAGAAAUCGAAAAGGACUUUAAACGAGCAGAGCCUGUAAAUAUGUACAUUAAAUUACUAGUUAAUGGGAUGUUCUAACCUCUUCUAAUAUUAAGAAUUUUCGGAAUGCGUAAAUUUAUCAUAUACAUUUAUGGUAUUUGAUCGACGACAGUGUCGAAGUCUCGAUCGGAUGAUUAAAAACAAUUCUGUGAAAUAAAAUGUAUAACUAUAUAUUUAGUCCUCGCGGGGGUUAAAUGAAAGUGGGGUUGUGUAGACCGCAGCCUUGUAAAACCCAAAGGGUUGUUUUUUCGGUAUGUCACUUGCACAAUUGUCUUAUAAAUUACUGAAGGCUGAACGCAGAUGUAAGUUGUGUAUCUUGCAAGUUCUUACAAUCGUUUGCCACGUAUUGUAAAGAGAUUUUAUUGAAAUGUAAUUUCAAAUAUAUUCUACUGUAAAAUGUAUUUCU
This is a messenger RNA of Erpetoichthys calabaricus (reedfish), 1470 nucleotides long. It is a transcript of the gene hes2.1, whose product is annotated as hes family bHLH transcription factor 2, tandem duplicate 1. Gene Ontology annotation, molecular function: protein dimerization activity; DNA-binding transcription factor activity, RNA polymerase II-specific; RNA polymerase II cis-regulatory region sequence-specific DNA binding. Lineage: Eukaryota; Metazoa; Chordata; Cladistia; Polypteriformes; Polypteridae. The coding region runs from base 331 to 1029 and encodes 232 amino acids. The record is from RefSeq and is a predicted model, not a curated record. The transcript has 3 exons. Gene Ontology annotation, biological process: anterior/posterior pattern specification; regulation of transcription by RNA polymerase II; regulation of neurogenesis. Gene Ontology annotation, cellular component: nucleus.